Molecule: messenger RNA, 1247 nt
Organism: Siniperca chuatsi (mandarin fish)
Lineage: Eukaryota; Metazoa; Chordata; Actinopteri; Centrarchiformes; Sinipercidae
Gene: opn1sw1
Product: opsin 1 (cone pigments), short-wave-sensitive 1
Exons: 5
Coding region: 20-1036 (338 amino acids)
Biological process (GO): G protein-coupled receptor signaling pathway; visual perception; phototransduction
Cellular component (GO): photoreceptor outer segment; membrane
Molecular function (GO): G protein-coupled receptor activity
Source: RefSeq, a predicted model, not a curated record
UAGAAAGCUCAGGGCCACGAUGGGGAAACACUUCCACCUGUACGAGAACAUUUCUAAAGUGAGUCCCUUCGAGGGGCCCCAGUAUUACCUGGCCCCUCAUUGGGCGUUUCACUUGCAGACCAUCUUUAUGGGCAUUGUUCUGUUCACGGGAGCACCUUUAAACUUUAUCGUUCUCCUCGUGACGGUCAAGUACGAGAAGCUUCGAGUCCCUCUCAACUACAUCCUCGUCAACAUCUGCUUCUCAGGAUUCAUCUUCGUCACCUUCUCUGUCAGUCAGGUGUUUGUCGCCACCCUGAGGGGUUACUACUUCCUGGGUUACACCUUGUGUGCCCUUGAGGCUGCCAUGGGAUCAAUAGCAGGACUGGUGACGGCCUGGUCUUUGGCUGCCCUGUCUUUUGAGAGAUACCUGGUCAUCUGUAAACCGUUUGGAGCCUUUAAGUUCGGCAGUCACCAUGCUCUGGCUGCUGUCGCCUUCACCUGGUUCAUGGGGAUCGGCUGUGCCGCCCCACCUUUCUUUGGCUGGAGCAGGUACAUCCCCGAGGGUCUGGGCUGCUCCUGUGGACCCGACUGGUACACUCACAGCGAGGAGUUUAACUGCAGCAGCUACGUACAGUUCCUGAUAGUGACCUGCUUCAUCAGUCCGCUCAGCAUCAUCAUCUUCUCCUACUCUCAGUUAUUGGGCGCUCUGAGAGCUGUAGCAGCCCAGCAGACGGAGUCGGCCUCCACCCAGAAGGCGGAGAAGGAAGUAUCGAGGAUGAUCAUCAUCAUGGUGGCAUCCUUCGUCACCUGUUACGGUCCGUACGCUCUGGCAGGUCUUUACUUCAGCUACUCUUCAGACGAAAACAAAGAUUAUCGAUUCGUCACCAUCCCGGCGUUUUUCUCCAAGAGCUCGUGUAUUUACAACCCGCUCAUCUACGCCUUCAUGAACAAACAGUUUAACGCCUGCAUCAUGGAGAUGGUCUUUGGAAAGAAAAUGGAUGAACCAUCUGACGUUUCUUCAAAGACUGAGACGUCUUCAGUGUCCACAGCCUCUUAAUGUUUGGAACAAAAAUAAAACUGAAGACAGAAGGACAUUUAAUCACAAAAGGACUUUUACAGGUCAGAGUUUGGGGAAUUAUUCUCUGAAGACUCAGAGGAAAUGUGUUAAAUACUCAAAACAUGUAAAUACAACAAACUGAUAUUUUACUGUAGAACAUCUUUGUUUAGAUCAAAGGCAACAACAAAAUCUCAUAAAAAUAUUCUAAAGA